UCAGCCUUCGGUUAGGUUCGGUAAGCGUGUAGCCUGUAGUAGACUAGAACACAGAGAACCAAAACAAAGAAAAGACAGACAUGUCCGGGACAGAUACAGUGUUAGUCCCGCUGUCAGAGUCUCAGAGGGACAUACCCGGUCAGCCUUACUUCGUGUCCGUUCUCAAGGUCGGUUACUGUCUACCUCAGACCGACGGGACGUUUCGAGCCGACGGGACCAUCACCCUCAUUACGGGACCAAAGACAGUUUUGGUGGACACCGGAGGACCCUGGGACCGGGAAUUCCUCCUCAUGUCCCUGAAGCAGAGGGCUAUAGAGCCGGGAGACAUUGACCUGGUAGUUGGGACUCACGGGCAUUCAGACCACAUCGGAAACCUGGGUCUUUUCCCAAAAGCACUGAUCAUUGUGGGUUAUGACGUCAGUGAAGGGGACACGUACCGUCAUAACGAGUUGGCACGCGGACAAGCUUACACAGUGGAUGAGCACAUAUCUGUUGUUCCCUGUCCAGGCCACACAGGUCAAGAUGUCAGUGUCCAGGUAAAGGGAACCUCAAUGGGAACAGUGCUUGUUGCAGGGGACUUAUUUGAAAGCUGCUCAGAUGGGGACACCUGGAGAGAUCUGAGUAUGAACACGGCAGUACAGGAGGUCAGUCGCCAAGAGGCGUUACGAACUGCUGAUAUCAUCAUACCGGGACAUGGACUACCAUUUAGAGUCCUCAGGAACACUUGAUUCACCCCUGGAGAAUCUUGCUGAAAUCAUGCAAAUGCAUGACAUCAAGAUAACGCCCUAUGACCGGCAACAACACUGUUCACUUCUAUAUACAUAUACGAGACAACACAUAAAUCAGGCAAUAUGUCAGAAAACUUGUCUCUUCGCCAGCAUGUAAGUGAAGAUGGUGGAUAGAUGUUGUUCCAAAACAGUUGGAGGCAGGCUGACAGGAGAACAUUUUACCACAUGGAUGCAGAGAGAUGGUGGAGGCACUGCUAUGAAUGGUGUCCACAGCGAGCAGAAGAAGACCAAGCUAUGGAGAUCCUGGUGCUUUUUAGGUAUCUGCUCUGUCAAGGUUCCAAGCAAGCUGAGCCAGUACUAAAAUGUGGUACCAUGACCUAAUAGAAACUACGUGCCUGAUACCCAAACUGAGUAGUGUCAUGUCAAGCCAAGUAGUGCUAGAACUGCAUAAUAGAAAAGCUAGUAAACAAUGCUAUCAGUAUAAUUUUACUUCUGUGUUGAACCUUUACUCACAAUUAAAUAUUCAUUAACUGUAAA
Molecule: messenger RNA, 1265 nt
Organism: Solea solea (common sole)
Lineage: Eukaryota; Metazoa; Chordata; Actinopteri; Pleuronectiformes; Soleidae
Gene: mblac1
Product: metallo-beta-lactamase domain containing 1
Exons: 2
Coding region: 81-728 (215 amino acids)
Source: RefSeq, a predicted model, not a curated record